Triticum turgidum subsp. durum (durum wheat) is the source of this 1500-nucleotide messenger RNA. NCBI's taxonomy places the organism in Eukaryota, Viridiplantae, Streptophyta, Magnoliopsida, Poales, Poaceae. The record is from the annotation of a GenBank genome assembly.
AUGAUUUUUGAUCUAGCACGUUCCCGCGGUUUCCCUCCACAGUUGAACAUUGCCCUCGCCAGGAUUAAUAAUCUUUCCCAUUCUCUUUGGGGUUGCUUUGCCUUUGCUCCCAUAAAUUCUUUCCGUCCGCCCCGUGUUGCUUCCCGACCAAGUCUGCAGCUUCCUCUCCUCGCCAGCAAGAUCGCGGAUUCCAUUCCGUCCAGAUUUCCUUCUCGAUCGCACUCACAGCCUAGCCUAAUAGCCGAUCACACAAACCCGGCCCUCCGUAGCCCGAGACCCCAAGUCACGCACAAAUUUUCUUCAUCUUCUCGCGCAAUGGCGGAGCCUGCUCCUGCUCCGGCGCAGCCAAGAACCGCCGGUGACGAUGUUAUUUCUGCCAGGUUGCAGCGGGCUCUGGAGCUCUUGUUCCCGUCUAACCUCGCCGGGAAGGCGGUGCUGUUCGCCGUCGUGGUGGCGCUGCUGCGGAUGCUGCCCACGAGCCAGACCCCCGGGAUCUGGGACCUGCCGCACAUCCUCCUGCUCGGCCUCGUCAUCUCCUACGGCGUCUUCGGCCAGAGGAACGCCGACGCCGAUGUGGUGCCCCCGGUGGCCCCUUCUUCCAGGAUCGUCGACGACGACGAGUCCGUGGAGGCCUUCGUCUCCCAGAUACUGCAAGGGCCGCUGGUCUUCGAGGGGAACAGCGGCGACGGAGGCAGCAGCGGCGCCAAGGACGGCAGCGUGCAGGCGUGGAGCUCGCAGUACUACCCCGACGAUGCCCUCGUAGUAGUCGCCGACACGGGCGACGCUGGCGAGAAGCCGAUUCUCCUGCCGGUGAGGAAGCUCAAGCCAUUGGCCGAAGAAUCUGCACCGGGCAAUGUAAGUGAUGACGCUACCGAUGAAGAAGCAGAGUUCCUCCCCAAGGAAGAAAUAGGAUACGGCGGCGCGCGCGAACACGCCAUAUCUUCGCCGUCCUCCGUCCUCGACGCCGGCAAGACCCUCUCGCCGUCCUCGCCUCCUCCCCCGCCGCCUCCGCCGCAGUUUCGUGGCGGCGCGCGUGGCCUCGGGAAGGCCAGAGCAAGAAGCUUCAACGAAUAUGGGGUUGCAGACAUGAGCAUGAGCGCACGGACGGGUUUACGAAGCAGGUUCAGGUCAAACUCUUCGAUCCAAGCAACGAGGAGGAGCACUUUCACCGGCUACGAUCCUGUUGCCCCGUCCGACGAUCAAGCGGACGCAGAUGAUGAGGUUGACGACAUGGCCGCGGCCUCGGACAGCUCGUUCAGCAGCGACGACAUGGCCAGGGACGGCGACGAUGAACACGACGAGGAGGAAGACAACUACGAAGAAGACGGAGACGAGGAGACGCGGGAAGGUGACAACUCUUGCGACGAAGGGCUUUUUGAGCUGGCGACGAGGCCCGAGGCGGAGGAGGACGAGGUGGACAAGAAGGCUGACGAGUUCAUAGCCAAGUUCAGGGAGCAGAUUAGGAUGCAGCGAGCUCAGCCGGGGCCGGGCAGAAGAUGA